Strongylocentrotus purpuratus (purple sea urchin) is the source of this 5054-nucleotide messenger RNA. RefSeq names its product protein FAM234B-like. NCBI's taxonomy places the organism in Eukaryota, Metazoa, Echinodermata, Echinoidea, Camarodonta, Strongylocentrotidae. The record is from RefSeq and is a predicted model, not a curated record. Gene Ontology annotation, molecular function: protein binding. The transcript is spliced from 13 exons. The coding region runs from base 77 to 2704 and encodes 875 amino acids.
GACAAACCGGUAGAUUUUUUGCUGGUUUGAAGUGAUCUUUGGAAAGUGUCACCUUGCAGAUAUUAGGCCUAUUAACAUGGAGUCAAAAGGAGGAAACAUGGAAGGUGAUUUAAACAAGGACUCCAGACCAGAUGAAGAGAUCAAGUUGAGCAUUGGUGAAUCCAAAAAUAAGGAGGAGGUAACAAACAUGGAGGGUCCUGAUAAGAAUGACAAUGUGACUAUUGUAUUAGAUCAUUCUGAAUCAGAACUCAAACAAGAAAAGGACCGAAAAGACAAAGAACACAUUGAGGAAUCAAAUCACGUCAAGGACCACCACGAUGCCGCUAAUGGCGAUAUCGAGAUGAAAUUCGUCCUGGACAACAAGCAUCUCCAUACCGCCCUCUCCAUACCCGGCAGUAGACCGGGGACUCCGAACACGGCCAGGAAACGCAAGAACCGCCACCUUGAGGAGAUGAACAUGGCUGAGAUGAUCUCACUUAGCGGGGUGGAAAGUAUGUGCACCAUCUCCAACUACGAUGGCAUGUCUACCCGAGGCUUUGAUGAUGAUGAGGAAGGGGGUGAGGAGGAGGAGGAGGUUGAUAAGGGCAUCGGAGUGCAUCAUGUCUUGUCCGUCCUCCUUGCGAUGAUGUCGGUCGCAAUCGUCCUGCUUCUCUAUUUCCUGGUGCCUUGUCCAAUGGAGCCUGAAAAUUGGAGCGUGCAGAUGGAAGGAAUAGUUUCAUCAUCUCCUGUAAGACUACUUGAUGUCAAUAGAGAUGGCAUGGACGAUGUCAUAUUCGGCUUCUCCAUUGGAAAAUCUACCGACCCACCUGAAGUUAAAGCACAACUGUGUGAAAAUCUCAAUUUAUCGUCGUCCUGCAGUGGAGGGGUGAUAGCCAUGAGUGGCUGGAGGGGUGAGGUAUUAUGGAGACUGGACAUGAAUCACACCAACAUCAAUAGCUUGGUCUGCAAUCAGCUGGACGUCAACAAGGACGGUCAGUUGGACUGUCUGGCCGCAGGACGAGAUGGUCUUCUGAUGGCCAUCAAUACAAAAACAGGUGCCAUUCUAUGGGAAGCUGAUCCCUCUGUGACCGUACCAGCAUGGACCUAUUCUCAGCCUCAGACCUUACCUGAAGAUCUAGACGAUGAUGGCGUAUUGGAUCUUGUAGUGUCACAUGGUGUCAAUUAUGAGAAUAUAUCGGAGGGCGCACAGGGUGGUGAUGAACUUGGAAGGCUUCUGCUGCUAUCAGGGAAGACUGGUCAAUCAUUGGGUACUUACCUGGAGAUGCUCGACGGACAUGCCUCAGUGAGCCCACCAAUCGUCUUUCAGGCCUCUGAUGAUCAAGAUGACACACCCUAUAUUGUGUUCGGAUCUGGGACAGCGUCUGGAACUGUUAGCCCAGGGUCUAUGUGGAUGGUGAGCCUAGAGAGGCUACUAUGUCAUGUGACAGGAAGUGACUGCAUUACCCACAGCACUCCCUCUGGUGAGCAACAAGAGACUAUCAGGACCGGUGUGUCUAGUAUAGAUGACCAUGUCAUAGAACUUGUAAGAGGAAAUGGAGAUGGUUUCAUCCUCCCCGCAAUCGUAGUUGACAUGACGAUGGAUGGGGUCAAUGACCUCAUCAUCAUAUCCCAUGAUGCCUUAGUCACUGCCAUCAAUGGAUCUAGCUUCAAGCCUCUGUGGAGUAUACAGCUUGAUGUCGACUCUGAGUACAGACCAUACAGUGUGUCAGCACCUGGACACUUCAACGACGAUGAGAUACCAGACCUGAUGGUACAGCUGGGUCCACAUCAAUCGGCAUCCAACACUAGCCAUGCAAACAAGAUUGUCAUACUGGAUGGAGUGACUGGAGGAGAACUGUGGCACACAUUGACAGAAUCAAGCUUUGAGAACCAGCCUAGAGACUCUAGACCAUCACCUCUUAGUCUACGAGCUCGGGGGGAGAAAGAUGCGUUCACAUUUUGGAUAGAACACCAUCCCAUAAAGGAAGUGGGAACAACUACACAGAGUAACAUAGACGGGUGCUCAGAUCUCAUCUCUAAAUACCCUACUCUCAACCUUGUGAUGAUGGACAGAGAUAUGGCCAUGGACCCACCCAGUCUCCUCUCAAUACGACCAUACAAACCCAUACGCACUACACCGAGCAGUCAGCCCUCCAGUGACAUCACUACAAGUCAGCCAAUCAGCAUUGGAGCUUCUAGUCACAUGACAUCUCCGCCUGUUCCCGAGGCCUCGAGUCCCACGGUGGUAGAUGUUACACCAUUGCUAAGUGAUUUGACUGCCUCCAGCUCUAUUCCACUAAAUGCAUCUUCAUCGUCAUUGUCCUCGUCAUCGACAUCGUCACCUCAAAGAUUGAGGAGAUCAAGCUCCGAAGAUUGUAUGAUGAUGGAACCGAUCCUCGAAAGCACAGGUAUUAUAGGUGAUUUUGACGAUGAUGAUUCCCUGGAACUCAUUGUUGCUUUCAACACAAUGCCGACGUACCUUGGGUCCCCUGCCAGUCCUACCAACCAGCCCCAGGCCUAUCUUACAAUCCAGCGUGUGAGUCUAGAGCAAGCCCUGGACCAGAAUAGGAGGAUCAAGCUAGUCCUGGCCGACUCCUUCCUUAGUCCCAGCAUUGAGAACUCAACCGUCAGUGGGAACAUCUUUGAUCAUUUUGACUUGUUGGAGACCAAGUUUCAGACCUGGUUGGGGUACUUGGGUACCAAAGCAGAUGGAAGGUAUACUUAAUCACAUGUCUGUCACAUGAUGCAUACAGUCCAGUCUGCCCCUGGCUAACUUGAUCACAAAUUGUUCUUCAAAUUGUCAAAAAUUAUCUUUUUCUUUGAAUGUAACAUUCUUCUAUUAAAAUGCAAUGUCUCUGAAAACGAUUUCCAUGGGUAGAAGUUUGGUUGGAAUAUUGAGACAAGUUGCAAAUUUUAUCGAGAAAAAAAAUGAUUUUGAAUCUCUCAGUGUCUUGCCAAUUUAAUGAUCUUGUAGCUUGUUUGCCUUUAUAAAUUCCCUGUAUCAAACGCAAUUUGUCCAUGCAAUAAAAACGAACUCAAUAUACGCAGAACUUUUUGCCCUUUCUUUCCAUCCAUUUAGUAUGUUUUUAAUGCUCUUGAUCAAAAGAUACUCAGCAAAAACAAAAUUUUUUAAAUAUAUGUCUCGAGGGGUUUAAUUUAAAGGCCACCUAUGCUUAAAGGCAACCUGGUCAUAAUGGUCUUUUUUAUUCUACACCACUAAAGAGACAUGAAUACAAGACCAGUCUGCCUUAUCACUGUUUGUUUUUCUUUCAACUUUUUGUGUGGAAGUAUGUAUGUUUUUAAUGCUCUUGAUCAAAAGAUACUCAGCCAAACCAAAAAAAAAAUGAAAUAUAUGUCCCGAGAGGUUUAAUUUAAAGGCCACCUCUGCUUAAAGGCAGCCUGGUCAUAAUGGUCUUUUUUAUUCUACACCACUAAAGAGACAUGAAUACAAGACCAGUCUGCCUUAUCACUGUUUGUUUUUCUUUCAACUUUUUGUGUGGAAGUAUGUUCUUGUAAUUGCUAACUCAUUUACAGUCAAACUCAUUAUAUAAAAAAAAAAGUCACUUUUCUAUCUUAAAAGUUUAAGACCAACUUUAACCAAUGAUAGUAUAGGAAUUUGCAUUCGUAAAUUGACUGCCAUAUGCAAUAAUGAAAGGGCAUAACUAUACAUGGAUGUAACAACGAUGAUACUAGAAACAUAAUGUUGAUGACGUGAAUGGUGAUUAUGAUGGCAAUGGUGAUGGCAAUGGGAAUCAAAUUGUACAUUGUGUGAAUGGUUUGGGCCUAUUUAUAGACAUUCAAUGCUUUAUAAUUGCUUAAAUUACUACGAUUACUUGGUUAAUUACAUUGAUUUUGGUGAUGACUAUGAUAGCAGAGAUCGGUGAUUUUAAAUGAUAUUUAUUUUAUUGUAGUGGUUACACCCAAUUGAGAUGAAUAAUGAUGUUAAUGAUGAUGACGUUUAUAGUGAUAUAAAGUAUCUCUGUGUUGAAAAUCGUGAUGUUCAUAGAGAAUAUGCUAAAUUUAAUUUUAGCUAUCGCCAAUACCCCCAAAUGCCCGGAUGUUAUUUUCAAGCCUCCAUUUCAAAUGCACUCUGUGAUAGCUAGGUGACUCAGUCGCUUCCAGUCUUUUGUGCAGCUAAACUGUACCGUCCAGUCUCACCCAAUGCAGAGCAGCGUAGCAGCCAGCAGUCAAUAGUCACUGUGCUAGCUGUCUAUAUUAUAGAGAUAUUGACUGCUUUGAAAAAGCACUGUAUGGUGUCCGCUCGCUCAAAGAACUUUUUAACACGUAAACCAAUGGGUAUCGCAGCACAAUUUUACUAUUUUCAUGGUAAUCAGAAUUUUGAGGGAUCUCACUCUUGGACUAUUAACCAGUAAUGGCAUUUUUCGCUUCUUUACGGGAAUGGCUAAAAUCAAGAGUUCAAGACUCCAAUUUCGACCAAUCAGAUGGCUGGAUUUCUUAAGUGAGGUAUAUAAAGUACUAUGUCGUAAGCAAUUCUCUAUGUUUUACAAACUGUGAAUCUGCUGUGUGCUGGUCGCAAAAAAUAAAUGAAAGAACCUUCAGAGAUAUCCCUGAAUGAGAGAUGUGUCUUACUUGGGUAAUCUUCCCAACAAGUCCUAUACAGCGCGCACGCGCGCGACCUGGAAAAGGUUGAUCCAAAGGCAAGACCAGUUUAAAAUCACUGCACAAUCGUGACUCGGUUCGCAGCAUUUUUACAAAGAACAAUUACAAAAUGAUGGACAUGCAGUGAGAUUCCUUAAGUAUUUCUUCUCAAAAAAUCAUGGAUACAAUCAAAAUCAGAGGGAGUCGGUAGCAGCCGACCAGAGAGAAAUCUAGAAUUGGCUUUCGGAUCAGUAUAUUAUGCAUGCGUGAUAUGUGUAUCUUGCGCGCGCCGCAUGCACCAUAUACCGGAUGUAUAGGAGUACCGGAAGUGGCUCAAAAUUACAUCCAAGAGGCGCACAUCCUGGUAUUUGGGGGUAUUGGCGAUGGCGAGAAUUCUUUUGGGGCAUUUACUAUUUCAGUAUUUGUAUUUAUUAACAUUUAUUUCCUUCUCAACAGUACAAUAUGAAACACGAUGU